This is a messenger RNA of Chelmon rostratus (copperband butterflyfish), 1284 nucleotides long. RefSeq names its product gap junction alpha-8 protein-like. The transcript has a single exon. Gene Ontology annotation, cellular component: connexin complex. The coding region runs from base 1 to 1284 and encodes 427 amino acids. Lineage: Eukaryota; Metazoa; Chordata; Actinopteri; Chaetodontiformes; Chaetodontidae. Gene Ontology annotation, biological process: cell communication. The record is from RefSeq and is a predicted model, not a curated record.
AUGGGUGACUGGAGCUUUCUGGGUAAUAUUUUAGAGGAAGUUAACGAGCACUCUACGGUGAUCGGCCGGGUGUGGCUCACGGUGCUCUUCAUCUUCCGCAUCCUCAUCCUGGGCACGGCGGCAGAGUUCGUGUGGGGCGACGAGCAGUCUGACUAUGUCUGCAACACACAGCAGCCCGGAUGUGAGAACGUGUGCUACGACGAGGCCUUCCCCAUCUCCCACAUCCGCCUGUGGGUGCUGCAGAUCAUCUUUGUGUCCACGCCGUCUCUGGUGUACGUAGGCCACGCCGUGCACCAUGUCCACAUGGAGGAGAAACGCAAGGAGCGUGAGGAGGCAGAACUUAGCCGGCAGCAGGAGCUGAGCGAGGAGCGUCUCCCUCUGGCACCCGACCAGGGAAGUGUCCGCACCACUAAGGAGACCAGCACAAAGGGAAGCAAGAAGUUCCGGCUGGAGGGCACCCUGCUGAGGACCUACAUCUGCCACAUCAUCUUCAAGACACUGUUUGAGGUGGGCUUCGUGGUGGGCCAGUACUUCCUGUACGGCUUCCGCAUCCUGCCGCUGUACAAAUGCAGCCGCUGGCCUUGCCCCAACACGGUGGACUGCUUUGUGUCUCGCCCCACCGAGAAGACCGUCUUCAUCAUCUUCAUGUUGGCUGUGGCCUGUGUCUCGCUCUUCCUCAACUUUGUGGAGAUCAGUCACCUGGGCCUGAAGAAGAUUCGCUUUGUCUUUCGCAAGCCAGCCCCAGCCCCGGCCCAAGGCGAGGGCUCGGCCCCUCUGCCGCCACAGGGGAAGAGCCUGCCCUCCCUGGCUGUGCCCUCCCUGCAGAGAGCGAAAGGCUACAGGCUGCUGGAGGAGGAGAAAGCUCCCCCCAUAACUCACCUCUACCCGCUGGCUGAGGUGGGCAUGGAGGCUGGCAGGGGGGCUCCACCCUUCCAGGGGCUGGAGGAGAAGGCGGAGGAGGUGCUACCCAUGGAGGACAUCUCUAAGGUGUAUGACGAGACUCUGCCCUCCUACGCCCAGACCACUGAGACAGGGGGGGUGACAUUACACGAGGAGGAGGAGGAGGAGGCCGAGAAGGUGCAGCCAGCAGAGGCGGAACCAGAGAAGGUGGCGGUGGAGGCGGUUGUGGAUGAGGAUGUGGAGGUAGAGGAGGCGGUGAACGGGGAGGGGGUAACUCCAGCGGAGGCAGGGAUGGAGGCCACGGAUACGAUAGAAGACACCAGACCGCUGAGCCGACUGAGCAAAGCCAGCAGCAGGGCCAGGUCAGACGAUCUCACCGUAUGA